Molecule: messenger RNA, 248 nt
Organism: Enterobius vermicularis (human pinworm)
Lineage: Eukaryota; Metazoa; Nematoda; Chromadorea; Rhabditida; Oxyuridae
Source: the annotation of a GenBank genome assembly
AUGAUAUCAGCAUUCACACACAGACACAGACACAGACACAGACACAUACAUACACACACACUAACACACACACACACACACACACACACACACACACACACACGUACCUUUUUGGCCAAAAUCAAUCAAAACUUUAAUUAACAUUUCAACGACAUUAAGAAAAAUGCUAAGCGAACAUGCCGACGAAUAAAUUAUGAGCUCAACAGUACUAGUAUAAAGCUAAAUAUUUUUGCAACUUUUUUUUAAAU